AUGGUGGGAGGAAGACACUUUGAGUCCCAGACUCCGCAUUUCUUCAAGAUUAUUCUUUCUGAUGCCCUUCAAAAUGGAAGACUCGGAAUUCCAAAGAAAUUCGUGAGAAAAUAUGGGAGCAAUCUGUCGGACUUGGUUUUCCUCCAGGUACCCAGUGGUCAGGCUUGGGAAGUGGAACUGGUUAGGAGAACCGACGGCGUUUGGCUCCGAAGGGGAUGGCCAGACUUCGUGAAGCACUACGCCAUCAAGCAUGGUCAUUUCCUAGUGUUCAGAUACGAAGGAGGCUCUGCGUUUCGCGUGGUUAUAUUUGACAAGAGUGCUUCGGAGAUUAAAUACCCCAUUAUUACUGAAUUGCCAAAAAGGGAAGAAAAUGAAGGGGACACGUUAGUUGAGGUAUUUGAGGAUCAUUUUGAUCGGCCACUCCGAAUCCAAAGUAAAGAGCUGCCUUCAUUAACAUUAUUAUCUCCACCUUCGAAGAAGAAAAAAACAAACGAGUGCUUGUAUAAGCAGGCAGUUGGAGGUGGUGCAAGCAAUAUCGUCUGCGAUGUCAAUGCAGGCCUCAAUUCUAGCUGCUGGAAAAGGGAACGUCCCUUCAGAGGCGGUGAAAAAUCUGAGGCCUUAAAAAGAGCUGCUUCUUUCCAAUCUCCAAAUCCGUUCUUCCUGACUUUGAUGCAACCAUCUCUCAUUCGCCACUCUCUGAUAGUCUGCUCCCAGAUUGUACCGGCUGGCUUCGUUAGGAGGUACUUAGAACACAGCCACUUAAAGGGGACUCUGAGAGUUGGCUACAGGACAUGGUCUGUCAAGCUUCGCAUUUAUCCCCAGCCCAACUCCAAUAGCUUCAAGGGCAAAAUCUCUGCGGGGUGGUUCAAUUUCGCAAGGGACAAUGCUCUUCAAGUAGGAGAUAUCUGCAUAUUUGAGCUCCUCGAUUCAGACCUCAUAGUCCUCAAAGUCUCCAUCUUCAGAUGGAUUGCAUUUGAACUGCGUUGCCCUAAUGGUCAGCAAAAUUCUGCCUGCUUACUAGUUGUUGGAUAA
Molecule: messenger RNA, 1032 nt
Organism: Eucalyptus grandis
Lineage: Eukaryota; Viridiplantae; Streptophyta; Magnoliopsida; Myrtales; Myrtaceae
Product: B3 domain-containing transcription factor VRN1-like
Exons: 5
Coding region: 1-1032 (343 amino acids)
Molecular function (GO): DNA binding
Source: RefSeq, a predicted model, not a curated record